AUGUUAACAUUGAAUCUCGGCAACAGCCAGGCUGACGACUGUACGGAUGCUGUGAUCAAUAUGAAGAUGUUUCAGGAGAUUUCCAGGCACCUUCUCUUUGAGUGGUCUGUUUUGGCGUCUAAGCUCGGCUUCACCAGAACUGAGAUCGCAAAGUUUCACAAGAAGUCCUCAGAGGAGAGAGUCCAGGCCAGGAACAUGCUGGAGACCUGGUAUGAGAGGUCAUGGGACAAAGUCAAUAAGACCAAGCUGCUGUGGGACGGACUGGAGCGAGCAGGCAGGAGGGACCUGGCUGAGAGGAUACACUGCCUCCACUGGGGGCACCAGAAGCUGAGCCGCAGGGUGUAGCUUCCCUCCGUAUUCCCCUUCCUCAUCACCGUCCGCAAGAUCAUCCGGUACCAGCGAGAUGUCGACAGGCACCAGACUCACCUGACAAAGAAGGAACUGCACAUUCACACUAAAUGA
Messenger RNA from Thalassophryne amazonica, 462 nucleotides. RefSeq lists its product as uncharacterized. Lineage: Eukaryota; Metazoa; Chordata; Actinopteri; Batrachoidiformes; Batrachoididae. The record is from RefSeq and is a predicted model, not a curated record. Gene Ontology annotation, biological process: signal transduction. Gene Ontology annotation, molecular function: protein binding.